AUGGCGGAGCCCAUGGACCGGGACGGCGUCUCGGACGGCGCAACGGAGUGGCAGUUCCUCCAAUGCUUCGGGGAACGAACUCCGGGGGAGGAGAUCCAGGACGCGGACAUCAUUAGCACGGUCUGCUUCGACGGAGACGGCGAGCACCUAGCCACGGGCGACCGCGGCGGCAGAGUCGUGCUGUUCGAGAGGAUCGCGGCCGAGAAGAAGCUCAGCACGGUGGAGGAUGUGGCGCCGCAGGCGCAGAUGCACCCGCACGAGUACCGGUACCUCACCGAGUUCCAGUCACACGAGCCCGAAUUCGACUAUCUUAAAUCCCUCGAAAUCGAGGAGAAGAUCAACAAGGUGCGGUGGGGGCUGGGGGAAGCCGGGGGGCGGCUGCUGCUGUCGACGAACGACAAGACCGUGCGGCUGUGGCGCGUGUACGAGCGCACGGUGCGACAUCUCGGGCACUUCAACAUCGCGCCGGAGAUCCGCGCGACGGUGACGAGCGCCGCGCAGCUGAAGAAGAUGGGCCUGCAGUGCCCAACGGUGCUGCGGCUGCCCAAGGUGCUCCGCGUGGAGGUGCAGCUGACGGCCAAGUGCAAGCGCGUGUUCGCGAACGCGCACACGUACCACAUCAACAGCAUCUCCCCGAACAGCGACGGCGAGACGUUCAUCAGCGCCGACGACCUGCGCGUCAACCUGUGGAACUACGAGCACGCGGACAAGUCGUUCAACAUCGUCGACAUCAAGCCGGACAACAUGGAGGACCUCACCGAGGUCAUCACGAGCGCCGACUUCCACCCGCACCACUGCCACCAGCUCGUCUACUCCUCGAGCAAAGGGUGCAUCCGCAUGGUCGACAUGCGCGCCGCGGCGCUCUGCGACAAGCACCAGCGCGACUUCGUGGAGCAGGAGGAGCAGCCCAGCCGCUCGUUCUUCUCCGAGAUCAUCUCGUCGGUGUCGGACGUGAAGUUCUCCAAGGACGGGCGCUACCUCGUGUCGCGCGACUACAUGACGGUCAAGCUCUGGGACGUCAACAUGGAGGCGCGCCCGCUGAAGACCUUCCUCGUCCACGAGCCGCUCCGCGCCAAGCUGUGCGACCUGUACGAGAACGACUGCAUCUUUGACAAGUUCGAGUGCUGCAUCAGCGGACAGUCGACGCACGUCGCCACGGGCUCGUACGGCAGCUUCUUCCGCGUGUUCUCGUGCGACGACGGGCCCGACCACCUCCUCGAGUCGAGCCGGGACCCGCAGCGCAAGCGCGUGAACAACGCCAAGGGCGCCAGCGGGAAGAAGAAGGGCGCGCCGCCCGACCGCAGGCUCGCGGGGCUCGAGUCGCUCACGCUCGGGGACUUCGGCGCCAAGAUGCUGCACCUCGCGUGGCACCCGCGGCACAACAUCAUCGCGUCCGCGGCCUCGAACUCUCUGUACCUGUUCUGCACCGCGCCGUGCUAG
This is a messenger RNA of Pedinophyceae sp. YPF-701, 1440 nucleotides long. The record is from the annotation of a GenBank genome assembly. Lineage: Eukaryota; Viridiplantae; Chlorophyta; Pedinophyceae.